Molecule: messenger RNA, 2117 nt
Organism: Chelonoidis abingdonii (Abingdon island giant tortoise)
Lineage: Eukaryota; Metazoa; Chordata; Testudines; Testudinidae
Source: RefSeq, a predicted model, not a curated record
GCGCCCCGCCAUCUUGCGGAGGCGUAGCCGCUUCCGGGAGGCUCCCGCGCCAAAUACGAAUCCGACGCUGAGGCCGGGACUGAGUGAUACAGUAGGACGCCGUGGCGGGACUCCCUGUGUACUGGUUCGGAUCCCAUCUCGCUUGGUCUUUACAGCUGAUGCCCUCAUAUUGGCAAAGCAGAAUUUAGGACAAUGGGAGUGACUAAUCUAUGGCAGAUCCUGGAGCCUGUGAAAGAACAUGUUCAUCUGAGCAGUCUCAGGGGAAAAACCCUUGCUGUUGAUUUAAGUCUAUGGGUGUGUGAGGCACAGACUGUUAAAAAGAUGAUUGGAGUAGUCACCAAGCCUCAUCUUAGGAAUCUAUUUUUUCGAAUCUCUUCUUUAACCUCAAUGGAGAUCAAAUUGGUGUUUGUAAUGGAGGGGGAUGCCCCAAAGCUGAAAGCAGAAACAAUGAGUAAGAGGAAUGAGCUCCGCUAUGGGUCUUCGAAAAAACCUAGGGCUGCAAAAACAGGGAGAUCCUAUUUUAAAUCAGUUUUAAAAGAGUGCCUUGAAAUGUUGGAGUGUUUAGGAUUACCUUGGGUUCAAGCAGCUGGUGAAGCGGAGGCGAUGUGUGCUUACCUGAAUGCAAAUGGAUAUGUGGAUGGCUGCAUCACCAAUGAUGGAGACGCUUUCUUGUAUGGAGCUCAGACAGUUUAUAAGAAUUUUACCAUGAAUGCAAAGGACCCACAUGUUGACUGCUAUACAAUGUCCUCUAUUAAAGAGAAACUACAUUGUGACAGAGAGUCUCUGAUUGGGCUAGCAAUUCUUCUUGGUUGUGAUUAUCUUCCUAAGGGAGUCCCAGGAGUUGGAAAAGAACAAGCUUUAAAGUUAAUUGGGACUUUGCGAGGUCAAAGUUUACUGCAGAGGUUUGAUCAAUGGAAAGGACAGCUUCAACGUGGUAAUGCAUCUGUUCUAACAGUUAACAAGAUGACUCAUUGUUCUGUGUGCCACCAUCCAGGUUCUUGUAAGGACCAUGAGCUCAGUGGAUGUAAACUGUGUGGAAGUGUUAAGUCCUGUGAACCACAUGACAGCCAAUACUGCUGCCUUUGUGAGUGGCAUUGUUCAGAGCAAGUGAAACAGACAAAUGCAGUGGAGGACAAUAUCAGAAAAAAAGCUAGAGGUUGUGAGGGCUUUCCAUUUUCUGAGGUUAUCGAAGAAUUUCUUGUAAACAAAAACAAACUGGUCAGGAUAAUGGAGCACCAGAGGCCAAAUUUAUUGUCCUUUCAGGUACAGAAUGAUACAUAGAGAAUCUAGCUCUUUGACAUGUUGCAUUUGUUAGUAUGCAAUGCACUUGAGAAUAUUAAUGUUAAUUAGUAACUUUUAUCAGUGGGAACAAUGUAAGAACCUUGCAACAACUUUAAUAUACAUGUUUGUUUGGAAAUCUGAAAUUAAGACCUUAUAAUAGCUGUAGAAGGGGACAAUGUAGUAAGAGGAAUUGGAAAACAGGAUCACUCACAAGUACUGCAGCUUUAGUUAGAUCUGAAGUUUCUUUUCACAUCCUGUCCUGAAUUGUAGAGUUGUUAUGACAGCUAGCUCUCACUUACGAGUUCUGAAUUGCCACCUACCAAAUUUGGAGGCUUUUCUGGGAAGGUCCAUCAUCCUAAAAAUUUAAAUAUCUGCUCUGGCAUGCUUUCUAGAAGUUAUGUGAGUGGAUAUAGAUUUUAUCAGCCUACAGUAUGCAUAAGAGAGAGAUACCAUGUAUCAUUAACACUGUUUUCAAGUACAAUGGAUGAAAUCCUCAUCUGGUGUAAAUCAGCACAGCACAACUGACUUCAGUGAAACUAGUAUAAUUUGUAGUAGCUACGGAUCUGGCCCACUAAUAGAUAGGUCCAUAGUGGGUGAGCAGGAUGUAUCUUUCUGCCUAGUGGGAAAGGAGAAGGAGGAUCCAGUAAACAAGAAAAUAAUGGGGAGGGGGGGAGGAAAUAGCUAGAAAUAACAACCCUAUAGUGAGAAGGAAAGUGUACAAGGGAGAGAGAGGGCAGAGAACACAUGAGAGAGACUGGACAGAAUAAAAAGGAAUUUGGUGGCAACUGUCAUGGAUUGGUAAGAAGGACACAAGGUAAUAUCCAUUUCCUAAUUUG